AUGUUAAUGGCUGGCGCAGUGCCUGGUAUAUACGAAGCACCAAUAAAUGUUCGUUUUUCUUUCAAGUCGCAACCUUGGGAGCCAUCUUCUUGGCCACCCGCUGCCUCCGGGACCAGCCAACACCCAAUUUUGAGCUUAGCUCCUCAUCACCAAUCAACCGCGAACUCCCAGAUUUGCCAGAACUAUUCCACGGAGGGGGACGGCGCUGUCAACCGCUUGGUCAACAUGCAUCUGCGGGCCUCCUACACCUACCUCUCUCUGGGCUUCUAUUUCGACCGUGACGAUGUGGCUCUGGAAGGUGUGGGCCACUUCUUCCUUGAGCCGGCUGAGGAGAAGCUCGAGGGUGCCCAGUGUCUCUUGAAGAUGCAAAACGAGUGCGGCGGCCGCGCCCUCUUCCAGGAUGUGCAGAAGCUGUCCCAAAAUGAGGGGGGGAAUCCCUCGGAGCUGGAAGCCACCAGGGUCCCCGAGAAGAACCUGUCCCUGCGCUCUGGGGCUGCAUGCCUGGGUUCUGCCAGCGCAGACCCCCAGCUCCCUGACUUCCCGGAGAGCCACUUCCUGAAGGAGGAGGUGAAACUCAACAAGAAGAUGGGCAACCGCCUGACUCAGCCCCAGGUUGGGCUGGGCGAGUAGCUCUUCGAAAGGCUCACCCUCAAGCGCCACUAG
Molecule: messenger RNA, 663 nt
Organism: Mirounga angustirostris (Northern elephant seal)
Lineage: Eukaryota; Metazoa; Chordata; Mammalia; Carnivora; Phocidae
Product: ferritin light chain-like
Biological process (GO): intracellular iron ion homeostasis; iron ion transport
Cellular component (GO): cytoplasm
Molecular function (GO): ferrous iron binding; ferric iron binding
Source: RefSeq, a predicted model, not a curated record